Messenger RNA from Colius striatus (speckled mousebird), 3458 nucleotides. RefSeq names its product TRAF family member associated NFKB activator (gene TANK). The transcript is spliced from 11 exons. The record is from RefSeq and is a predicted model, not a curated record. The coding region runs from base 283 to 1815 and encodes 510 amino acids. NCBI's taxonomy places the organism in Eukaryota, Metazoa, Chordata, Aves, Coliiformes, Coliidae. Gene Ontology annotation, biological process: canonical NF-kappaB signal transduction.
GAGGCACGACAGGAAGUCAAUUCUGGUUCCUGGGUUAAUGUGCUCGGGCAGGAGCGGGUGCCCUGUGCCGGGAGCGGCCGCGGGCUCCCCGAGGCGCUCGUUUCCAGUUCCCAAGAUGAUGGCAAUCUAACUUACAGAAUAUUUCCAUUGAAGAAGCUGUUUUGAAAGCAGAAAUAUGUAGAGAACUACUUGCUGCUGGAUGGGAUUCUGUGUUCUCAUAUGAACCUAUGAGAGAUCUAUUAACUUGACCAUCUUUUCAGUGAUGAAACAACUUUGGAAAUUAUGGAUAAAAACAUUGGAGAGCAGCUUAACAAAGCUUAUGAAGCCUACCGACAAGCAUGCAUGGAUAGAGACCACGCUGUAAAAGAACUACAGCAAAAAACAGAAAGCUACACGCAGCAAAUACGUGAACAGCAGGAAAAGAUAGAGCUUCAAAACAGCAUUAUUGCAAAACUGAAAUCACAGUUAGCUGCUCUGAAUGCUAAUAGAGGUAAUGCCCAUCCCUACAUUCUAAUGCACGAAGAUGUUGAAACUUCCAACUUAUCUUUCAGCCAACUCUCUGAAAAACUGAACGUAGCAAAGCAAAGAGAAAAACUGUUGAAGGAACAGUUAGAAAGUGAGAGCAUGAAAUUGAAGCAACUGGAGGACAAAAACAAUCAAAAGGAAAGGAAGCUUAUAUCCAUUAUUUGCAACCAAGAAGAUAAAAUAAGAACUCUGAAAAGCAAAUUGAAAGAAUUAAAUGAAGCACAAAAGGGUAUACAGAUGCCAACGUAUAAAAGGGAGGUGGAGAGAGUUGAUCCAGAUAAGCCUGAAUUAUCUCUAAGGAUCUCUGGUAUUUCACCUAUGCCUGAAAGACAUCUGCCUUUGGCCACUUUCAGACGUAGGCUAAGUGACCUGUGUGGAUCUGACUUGCUACUCCUUUAUGAAAAUAAGAGAGGGAAUAAGACCUUGAUGGAGAAUCUGGAAACUAUUUUCCAGGAUGUGAAUGAGGAGUGUCAUCGAAUAUGUAUGCUAGCCAGAGAACAAACAGACCAACUGAGUAAAUUUAAGAUAAAGCCAGAACCUGAAACUGAAAUACAGUUUUCCAUGCCGAUACAGUGCACUGAUAAAACUGAUGAACAAGCAGAAGAGUUUUUUAAGCCUCGGGUUAUAAAGGAUAUAAAUAGAGGUGCAUCAUGCAUCACAUCUAUCACACCAAGAGGAGUGGGCCAAGAUGAGGACAACAACUCUGUAGAAUCACUUUCUAAAUUUAAUGUCAAGUUUCCACCUACAGACAAUGACUCUGCUUUCUUGCAGAGCACUCAGGGAAAACCAACGGUUCCUUGUACUGGUAUGGCUGAAAACAUGCUUCAAGAUCAUCAUUUUAACCUGGAGCACAGAGACCGUGCUGUUAGUAAAUUGGAACCUAACUCAUUUGAAGCUCAUGGAGUUGAUCUCAUGACCUCAGCUUUACAAAGCUUAACUACUGUUGACAAAACAAACCCCCCAAAUCAUGCAAACAUGCCCAUAGAAAAUACCCGUGACAAAACAUGUUUACAAACUAUAGACACUGGUUUCACAUUUGCACCUAAGAACACAAACCAUGGUGUACCUGAAGUAAUUUCUUCUUUAGAAGCUGCUGGGACAACCAUCAGAGGUCCUCACCAGCCCAUUUGGCAGCCUGGAGACAAUGAUUUGCUGGCACAAUCAUAUACAGACUCUGAACUGAAUCAGUGUGGAAUGUGUGCAUUCUGUCGCGAAGUUUUCCCACCAUCUAUAACAUCUAAGGAAGAUUUUUUCCGGCAUCUGAAUUCCCAUUUUAAAGUACAGUCUUAAUGUAUGAGAAUUCAAUGGAUCACUGCUUUUGCAUACAUUUGAUUUCUUUAAUUCAACAGAUGUGCUAAGAAUUUAAGAAUUAAGACUUCUUGUAACAAGUACUCAUUACUGAAGUUUGUCAGAUAAGCCCAUUUUUAAUUGUCCUUUGACAAGAUGAAAUGAAACUGAGUCCCUUGGUACUGUAAUUCACAUUAUUGCUUGUUAUGUUUCAAUAUUGCCUUUGAGAGUGAUGUUAAACACUUUUCUUUUUUUCCAAUUAAUCAUUGCCUGAAUAGGCUCAAAUUCAUUAUUAUAUUUAUGGGUGUCAACUUUAUUAAGGGAGGAUUAAUGCCUUAAUCUGUCUGUGGAAAAUUAUGUAAUGCUAGGGGUUUUUUCUCAAUAUCCAGUGAUGUGGUGGUGUUCUCCUUGAAGUAAACAGGAAGAAGAGUAGGCUUUUUUCAUUUCCAUUAUAAAAUUUCUAAACUUAACUUACAAUAAUGAACCUCUUAAUUCAGAUUCUUGUAAAAUCAUGACAAUAUCUGAAUGCCAGGUGACACAAAGAUAGGAUAGGCAUGUUCAAUAGUAACAUAAAUCAAUGAUUGACUUUCCCAGAUUGUUUACUAGAGAGAGAAAUCAAACACAGCACAUAAAUGACCCCUUUGCCAAAAUGUAACAGUAGCAAUUUUAUGGCUAUCUACUAAUAUAUUAUUUUUAAAACCCUCUCUAGCAGUAAUAAUUAGUAAAAAAUAUUUUCAUGGAAAAGGUUAUAUUAGUAUGAAGGAUAGAGUGAGAGAAGGUUAAACUUUCCCUGAAACUAAGAAUACUAAAGAUUAUUUAGCUUUCCUUCUGGUCUGCUAUAAGAGAUUACUCAAGUCUGUUACAGCCUAGAAAGGAAAGGGCAAAACCUAAUCACCCAAUCUCAGUGACUUCGUUUUUAACCUGAAUAUGCUUAGUGGCUUUCUCCAUGCAUUUUUAAUUUGUGUUUAGUUGAAAUACUGCAUUCUGAUAAAGUCUGCAUGUUUCUGGAUUUGGAUCAAAUUAAAAAAGGGAGAUGGGGAGCGUUACUCCGUAGAUUAAAAUAAUGAUAAAGGGUGACUUAGAGCUUUUCACAUUUGAACUGAAUAUAGGUUUUAGACCUGAUACUUGAUAAUUAGCAUUAAUAUUUUCAUAGCAGCAAAGCACAAGUUUCUUUUUUUUAAAGAUUUGUUCACAGGUGACUGAUUUCUGGAAGAAUUAGCACCUGCAUAAUUUUUAGAAAUGCAUUUUUCUGCAAUUGUUUUUUCUAUUUGAAACAUCUCAUGUUUAUGACUGGCUGUCAACAGAGUGUACUGUAAUAAAAACCGGUGUACAGUGCAUGUCUGCUACAUGACCUGGAGAAAGGGUUUGUUGCUCUGAGCAGCCCCAGGCCCCCACCGGUGCCCAGCGCCGAGAUCACACUCAGCCCCGGCCCCACCGGGCAUCGUGUGAAGUCCCUCCCCAGAGAACAAGGCUGGGGAUCCGGCCUCGGAGAGACAGAGGUUUCUGGGUUGGGAAGAGAGGAUUCACACAUCUCCAGCCAGCCCGACACAAAACUGACUUGUCCGCUCAACCGUGAAAUUCGAGCUGAGGAGCUCGCGUUAUUAAGAGAUGAACAAACUGCGAAUCACUUUUAAAGAAAAUAAAGU